GCGAUUAAUUUUGCUGCCAGCAGGCUGCCCGCAUCCUCGCGCCGCCGCAGCCGCACUUAUUGAUGGACGCUGCGCCGUCCGUGACCUACGCGUCUGCCCGAAAUCCAGUGGCUGCUAUUAAGACUGCCAUCCUCCGUACCAUUGAGGAGCGUUCAGACAAUCCCCGCAAGGUCUGGGCCGCUCUCUGCGCGUCGGCACGCGUGCAAGUUAACGAGAGCCUCACGACGGAACAAUUCACAACCGCGCUGAAAUACACGGGCACCGGCAUCCAACUCACGCCCGGCGACACGGAGCUCGUGCUCGGCGCCGAACCCCUCACGUUCGCCCGGUUCCAGGCGUUCGUCGCGGAGAAUCCCUCGUGGUAAAAUGAUCCUCACGCUGUGCACCGCCUGCGCCGCGCCACUGCCUGACGAGCCCAUGCAAUGUGCAGAAUGCGCCACUCGAUACUGUUCUGAGCGUUGUGAGCGCUACGACCGGCGCCGCGGCGGGCACGGGAGGAUUUGUGGUGCCAUCGCAAGUGGCGGCGGCGCGGAACAAUACCACGCCGACAAAAAGUACGCGGAGGCCGUCGACGUCGCGGUCGAAGAGUGCGCCGAGGACGCCGAAGGUCAGACGUGCUACAUCUGCACGGAGGCCCUCCAUGCGGAAACGAAGGAGGGUCUCGUGCGCGGGUGUGCGUGCCGCGGGACGGCGGGAUUUGCCCACGUGUCGUGCUUGGCGGAGCAGGCGAAGAUUUUGGUCGCGGAGGGUGAGGAGAAUAACCUGGGCCUCAGUGCGUUGAAUGAUAGGUGGGCGCGGUGGGACACAUGUAGCCUGUGCAAGCAAAUGUACUACGGCGUUGUGUAUUGCGCUCUCGGCUGGGCGUGCUGGAAGACGUACGUGGGGAGGCCGGAGACAGAUCGAUAUCGGCGCACCGCAAUGGGCGUCCUUGGGAACGGUUUAGAAUUCGCAGAACGCAACGAUGAGGCAUUGCCCAUCAAAGAGGCCGAAUUGUCUAUGGAGCGGCGCCUUGGCGCAUCAGAAGAUAGCAUCCUCGUCGUGCAGGGCAAUCUUGCGAACACAUAUGCUAAGGCUGGAAGGUCUGAAGAUGCCGUGUGCACGUCGCGAGACGUUUACCUCGGGCAUUUGAAGCUCUACGGCGAAGAAAAUGAAAAAACCCUCAGGGCUACCAACAACUACGCGUCGAUCCUUGUCGAUCUGCGGCACUUCAAAGAGGCCCAGUCAUUGAUGCGUAAAACGAUUCCCGUGGCGCGGCGCGUUCUGGAAGAGAGUAAUGAAACCACGCUCAGGAUGAGGUGGACUUACGCGAUGGCACUCUUUUUUGAGGACUCCACCGCCACGCUCGACGAUCUCAGCGAGGCCGUGACGACGCUCGAGGACAUAGAACAGAUUGCGCGGCGCGUGUUCGGUGGCGCGCAUCCGACCACCUCGGCGAUUGAGGAGAACUUGCAAGACGCGCGAGCCGUGCUCCACGCCCGCGAAGAAACGCCUUCGCCAGGGAAUGCGUCGUCGUCAUAAGCGUUCUACUACUAGC
Molecule: messenger RNA, 1534 nt
Organism: Pelagomonas calceolata
Lineage: Eukaryota; Pelagophyceae; Pelagomonadales; Pelagomonadaceae
Source: the annotation of a GenBank genome assembly